CAAACCAUUUAAAGAUCACCUUGAACGUCUGUUCAUUUUUAAAAUCCCGUGGAAAUGACGCUAUCCGAGGAGGUCGUCAACAGCCUCAGAGCGGCCGUGGACGAGGCCUGCGCCGACCCGAAAUCUGAUAUCCCGGGCGCCAGCAUCGUGGUCGUGGGCAGAGAUGGGAAAGAGCUGUUCGCACACGCUGCUGGCCAGAGGGGCGUCGGGGCGGCUGAUCCCAUGACGCUGGAGAACGUGUUUUGGAUCGCGUCGUGUACGAAGAUGAUUGCGGGGCUGGCGUGCAUGCAGCUGGUCGAGCAGGGGAAACUGCACCUCGACGAUGGAGACGAGAUCGAGCAGCUGAUCCCGGAGUUCAGGGAACUGCGGGUUCUGCAGAAGGAUGGGAAGCUGGUGCCGAAGAAUAAGAAGAUUACGCUUCGCAUGCUGCUUAGCCACACCGCUGGCUUUGGUUACACAUUCUUCAAUGAACAGCUCCGGGACUUUUCUCAUCCCAUCGGAUUCGAUGAGUUUUCUGGCCACAUCAAAGACAUUCUGCAGCCAUUGGUAUUCCAGCCGGGUGAAGGCUGGGAGUACGGUCUCAACAUCGACUAUGCUGGUCUUGCUCUCGAGCGUGUGACAGGUAUGUCUUUGAACGACUACUGCCACAAGAACAUCUUUGAGCCUCUGGGCCUGAAGAAUAUCUCGAUGUUUCCGACUGCCGAAAUGAAGAAGCAGCUUGCACACAUGAACCAUCGCAACAAAGAUGGUACACUUGUCCCUCGCGACCACCUGCUGCGCAAGCCGUUGGUCGUAGAGGCUUCAGAUGUUAAAGACGUCCUGAACAGUGGCGGAGCAGGCUGUUUCGCAAAGCCUUCGGACUACGCGCAGAUCAUCGCCACGCUCUUGAACGAUGGCACCUCGCCCACAACCGGUGCAAAACUUCUGGAAAAGUCCACAGUAGACACGAUGUUCACUAAUCAGAUCGAAAAAUUCCCCGAUUUCGCUCGUCAAGGUAUAGCAGCUGCUAAGCCCGACCUCACCAACCCUGUUCCUGAGAUCUACCCGGUCGAAGGCAAUCCGCCUCAGGGCUGGGGACUGACGUUCAUGCUAUCGAACGGAGGCCCAACCGGAAGAUCAAAGAGCACUGGUUUCUGGGCUGGACUCCCAAACUGCUGGUGGUGGGCUGACCGAGAAAAGGGCGUUGGUGGCAUCGUGUGCACCCAGAUCCUACCUUUUGCAGAUGCGAAGGUGCUUGGUUUGUGGUUCAACGUCGAAGGGCAAGUUUAUCAAGCUCUCGGUGCUUGAUCUCAUAUGGGCAGACGUCCUGUGUAUUAUCGAAUC
Molecule: messenger RNA, 1323 nt
Organism: Boeremia exigua
Lineage: Eukaryota; Fungi; Ascomycota; Dothideomycetes; Pleosporales; Didymellaceae
Product: beta-lactamase/transpeptidase-like protein
Exons: 3
Coding region: 55-1287 (410 amino acids)
Source: RefSeq, a predicted model, not a curated record